Molecule: messenger RNA, 527 nt
Organism: Globicephala melas (long-finned pilot whale)
Lineage: Eukaryota; Metazoa; Chordata; Mammalia; Artiodactyla; Delphinidae
Gene: RPL30
Product: ribosomal protein L30
Cellular component (GO): cytosolic large ribosomal subunit
Molecular function (GO): structural constituent of ribosome; RNA binding
Source: RefSeq, a predicted model, not a curated record
CUUCCGGUCACGGGGUCUCAGCCCUGAAGUGAAGAGCGUGGCAUUGUGGGAUUUCCUUCCUUUCUCGCUCUCCGGCCAUCUUGGCGGCUGCAGUGGGCUGGGGGCGUCUCGCGCCUAAGGCAGGAAGAUGGUGGCCGCAAAGAAGACGAAAAAGUCACUGGAGUCGAUCAACUCCAGGCUCCAACUGGUUAUGAAAAGUGGAAAGUACGUGCUGGGGUACAAGCAGACUCUGAAAAUGAUCCGACACGGCAAAGCGAAACUGGUCAUCCUCGCCAACAACUGCCCAGCCUUGAGGAAAUCUGAAAUAGAGUAUUAUGCCAUGUUGGCCAAAACUGGUGUCCAUCACUACAGUGGCAAUAAUAUUGAAUUGGGCACAGCGUGUGGAAAAUACUACAGAGUAUGCACACUUGCUAUCAUUGAUCCAGGUGAUUCUGAUAUCAUUAGAAGCAUGCCAGAACAGACUGGUGAAAAGUAAAUCAUGCACAAUUUUUCUUUAAUAAAACUGGCCAGAGCUUGUUUUAAAAAUA